Linum trigynum is the source of this 816-nucleotide messenger RNA. Lineage: Eukaryota; Viridiplantae; Streptophyta; Magnoliopsida; Malpighiales; Linaceae. The record is from the annotation of a GenBank genome assembly.
CUCCGUUAUAAUUUCAUUUUUCUUUUUAUUUUUUUUCAUUUUUCUUCAUCUUUCUGUCCCUGCCCCUCCCCCUUUGUCUUCUCCCCAGAUCCACAUUUAUCUUCCCCAGAAAGUCAGAAACACCCAUAAACAAAUAAAAAAUGGAUGCUCACUAAAAAAAAAUAAGAUGAUCGGAAAACACAAAAGACACCACCGUCGCCACCAUGAGAACCUCCGAUUUGAGUCGAAUACUUGGAACCCAGAAGAAUCUGGCCUGAAUUUGGAGGAUUUUCGGCCCCUUCGAUUCUCGCCUUCCUCAUCUCCCUCUUCCUCCGCUCGUCUCCCAUCGGCGAUUCAGAACCCACCAAUCGUCUCCUACCGCCCGCUUCCAUUCAUCGUCGCGGUCCUCUUCUACCCACGCGAAGCGCUUCAAGGGGCCGUCGACGCGAAUUCCGAUUCGAAAUCGACGAUUUGUCUCCCUUCCCCUCGAUCAUUGAUUUCCAGAUCCAGGCCUUCGCCACGAAACAUUCAUCUCUUUCCAUAUUCGUCGACGUCGAAAGAUGGUUUGGUGAGGUCGACUUCGUUAGGUCGACGAGGUUGUCUUUGGGAAGGAUGACUCCGGCCCUAGAUUCUGGUCGAGGAUAUGUGGAAGAUAACGUUGGUGGCGAUGCAGUGGAUAAGAGGGGCAAUGGUUGGAAGAAAAAAAAAUGAUUAGGGUUUUUUUGGGCUCUGAUCGAAAAGGAAAGAAGGGGAGGGGAUAAGGUGGGGAUGGUUGCCGAAUGUUUUUUAUUUUUUCUUUUAUUAUUAAAUUUUAUAAAAGAAAUUUAAAAAUAAAUU